Molecule: messenger RNA, 695 nt
Organism: Asparagus officinalis (garden asparagus)
Lineage: Eukaryota; Viridiplantae; Streptophyta; Magnoliopsida; Asparagales; Asparagaceae
Product: glycine-rich RNA-binding protein 4, mitochondrial-like
Exons: 5
Coding region: 61-402 (113 amino acids)
Biological process (GO): mRNA splicing, via spliceosome
Cellular component (GO): U2-type prespliceosome; U1 snRNP; precatalytic spliceosome
Molecular function (GO): U1 snRNA binding; mRNA binding
Source: RefSeq, a predicted model, not a curated record
UGCAAGGGUUUUUGCUUCUCGAUCUUCCACCGCUCAAAGGGUUUGAAACAUCAGCGAGUGAUGUGGAUAAAUCCGCUGAUUAAAAGGUUGGCGCCUUUUCCCCCAACAGCUUCGCAAAUCCUUCAGAAGAGGAAUUUCAACUCAGAAAUAUUCAUCAGCAGACUAUCAUUUUACACUACUGAACAGGAUCUUAAGAGGUUAUUUUCAAGAUUUGGCAGUAUUAAGCAAGUUAGGUUAAUUAGGGAUGGGAAGACCCAGAGGGUUAAAGGAUUUGCUUUCAUUGAUUACUCGUCGGAAGACGAAGCUCGGAAAGCAGUGAAAGUUAUGGAUGGAAGGAUUCUUGAUGGAAGAUUGAUAUUUGUGGAGAUUGCAGAUCCUAGAUCUGCAGAGAAUAUCCCGUAAAGUUACUUCUGUUGGUGCAUUAUUCUUUCCUUUCAGUACAAAUGAUUGCUCAUCCGUUAGGAAAUGAUUGCUCAUCCGUUAGGUCUUAUUGUAAUUGGAGUGGAUUGUUUGAUACUAAAUGGGAGAUAACGAACCUGACAGUCACAUUGGACAGGUUGAGAUAUUAUUGUAAUUUUAUUAUUUUUGUACAAUAUUUGGCUGUUUAAUGCAGCCAAAGUCCUAUAAUGUCAACUUACUACCGGUAUAUUAUUUGCCUGCAUAGAACUUACAUGAGAAUCUGGUGUUCUGCUUCA